Molecule: messenger RNA, 7830 nt
Organism: Scaptodrosophila lebanonensis
Lineage: Eukaryota; Metazoa; Arthropoda; Insecta; Diptera; Drosophilidae
Gene: Kdm4B
Product: probable lysine-specific demethylase 4B
Exons: 9
Coding region: 656-6376 (1906 amino acids)
Biological process (GO): chromatin remodeling
Cellular component (GO): nucleus
Molecular function (GO): histone H3K36 demethylase activity; histone H3K9 demethylase activity
Source: RefSeq, a predicted model, not a curated record
AUAAGUGCAGAAAUUUAGCCAAUUAGUUUGUGCGUGUUGUAGUUCUGAAAAGUUGAUAAAUGCCAAAUACAGGUAGAAUAACAUGUUCAACACCUGCCGCACAUUAUGUAUAAGUGUGCGCGCUGAAGUGCAAGUGCGAAAUCGCAACCAAAUGCUUUGAUCAAUGUUCCAAAAUGUUCGUAGCAGUCGAGUUGAUAUUGCCCAGCAAAGGACGGGCCUUCAAAUUGCCGCUAAUCAAUGCGCACAUAAAUACACAAUAUUAAAAACAUCUGCAUGCUCAAUUGCAUAGACAGACAUUCAGUUGUAAAAUAACUACUGAAACGCCACACACACACUUGUUUUAUAGCAGUAGUUAAUCUAUUGUAAAUAAACCGCACUGUGCUAUUGUGAAUGCGCACUGUUUUCGGUCACGUACGCCGAGCGUUGUUGUCGGCGAUUUGUUAUUUUGCGUAUGUAUAUUGCAACGUAUAGCAGCUGCAUUAAAAAGACAGAGUGUGUAAGAACAAUUGAAAAACAUUAGUUAACCCGUCCAGGCUGCUGUGCUGCAUAAACGCUAUGUAAAACGUGACACAUAUCUGCGGGGGAAAAGAUAUUUUACAGCACUCUCAAAAAUAUAAACACACACUCGCAGCUCGUAGCUAGCAGAAAGCAUUCAAUGAAACAAACAUCACACUGCAAAAUGUCUGACAUACCGCGCAUUAUGGUAUUCCGGCCCACCUGGGAGGAGUUCAAAGACUUUCCCAAGUACAUAGCCUACAUGGAGUCUCAGGGUGCCCACAAAGCGGGCCUGGCCAAGGUGGUCCCACCACCGGAGUGGGUGCCCCGCAAAAGUGGCUACAGCGAUCUCGAUGCACUUAAUGUAACCAUACCGGCUCCUAUCUGCCAAGUGGUGACCGGCAAGCAAGGUUACUAUCAACAGAUCAACAUACAAAAGAAACCACUGACAGUGAAGCAGUUCGGCGAGCUUGCUAGCACCGAACGCUAUGCCACACCCAAGCACUUCGACUAUGAAGACUUGGAGCGCAAAUACUGGAAGAAUAUCACAUAUGUGGCUCCCAUAUAUGGGGCCGAUGUGAGUGGUAGCAUCACAGAUCCUGAUCAGGAUAGUUGGAACAUCAAUCGACUGGGCACCAUACUUGACUUUGUGAAUAAAGACUAUAAUAUACAAAUUGAUGGAGUGAAUACAGCCUAUUUGUAUUUUGGCAUGUGGAAAACGACAUUUGCUUGGCAUACUGAGGACAUGGACCUGUAUUCGAUUAACUAUUUGCACUUUGGUGCGCCCAAGACGUGGUACGUGGUACCCCCAGAGUACGGACGUAAACUAGAGAAGGUGGCCAAUCAGUAUUUUCCGGCUAGCUACAAGAAUUGCAAUGCAUAUUUGCGACAUAAGAUGACGCUCAUAUCCCCGCAAAUACUCAAACAGCACGAUGUGCCGGUUAGCAAGAUCACUCAAGAAUCAGGUGAAAUAAUGAUCACAUUUCCAUUUGGCUAUCAUGCGGGCUUCAAUCAUGGCUUCAAUUGCGCCGAAUCAACAAACUUUGCCAUGGAACGCUGGAUUGAGUACGGGAAGCGUGCAACGCAAUGUACCUGCAGCAAUGACAUGGUCAAAAUCUCAAUGGACACAUUUGUAAAGCGUUUUCAGAGCGAACGGUAUGAGUCCUGGCUGGAGGGUCGCGAUGUGGGCAAGCAUCCAGAGGAUCCGCCCAAUGGCGUGCCCACACCGGCACCUCUACCCCCGCACCUGGAUGUCCUGCUAUGCGAUAAAAAAAUGAAGAAACAAUGCAAUCCUACAAAGGCGAAAAGUUUCAAAGAACGCAAUCCCGAUCUCGAUUUGGAUGAAAUACAACAGAAUCCUAAUGUGCCUGACGAUGUCAAGGCCAUGCUGAAGGAGAGCGCUUUGACGCUCGAUGCCAGCGAACUCGAGGGGGAGAACGAAUAUCAAAACGAGGAUGCCAUGAGUUUGCAGAGUCCGGCAGAUUUGAAGACACGACAGGAAUUGUUAGAGUACAUUGACGACGGAACAGAAGACGAUGAUGAGGAGGAGGAUUUCAAGCGACGCAAACAAAAGCGCAGAUACGAUGCCGACUAUGAUGAUGAUUGGCUGGCUAGCAAACGACGCACUCACUCAAGGAACAGCAGUCGUGGUCGCAGUCCGCGAGCCAAAGACGAUCGUUCCAUUUCACCGGCCUCAUCCACAUCAUCCACUUCUCGUGGAGGACGGGGUGCGCGAGGGGCUGGCAAAGUAGGCGGUAGUACGCCACGCAAAACUCCCACUAGGCGAAAAAAGGAUAGCAAAGCAAACAGUAGUAGAAAUUCCCCACUAGCAUCGGCAACAGCAGCAGCAGCCGCAUCACCAACAUCAACUUCUGGAGCUGCAGCAAUAACAACAUCUACAACUUCUACAGCAUUAGCGAAAGUGGCAGCAGAAGAAUCAGAAUUGAACACAACAGCGAGCGUUAAGAGCGGCGGCGGAGAUGCCAAACGCAGAAUCAACGAACAGCAGCAACAGCUGCAAUUCAUGCAACAGCCACGCAAAUUUGAAGGCAAAAUACCAAAACUAAGUCAACAAAGCAAUAUAGCAACAAUAUCGGCAUCAGCAACAACGCCACCCCCAUUGGCCACAUCCUCUAGUCAAGAACAGAAGCAGCAGCAAUUUGUCUAUACCACAAUGUUGCCAGCGGCCACCACACUAAAUGGCAUUCCUCAACAACAGCAACAACAACAACAGCAGCAUCAAGCGCCAUCUCCAGCGUCGCAACAACAAUACGGCGGUUGCAACAACAACAACAUGACCACCGAUGGCAACGUCUUUCAGCUGCAAAGUGAAAUACUCUGUGAUGCCAAUGGACAGGCCAGCUCGGCUACGGCCACAUAUCAAGCAACAGCCAGUCCCACACAUCAGCAACAGCAACAACAAAAUGUCGCCACAAGCACUGCAACAGUUACCGACAAUGUGGUCACAACUAUUAGUUCGUCCUCCAUCCUGCACCCGAACACCGGAGCGAAUGCGAUCACCACACAUGCCCAGCAACAGCCCCAGUACCACUACAUUACCACCACCGGCGAGGAUGGCCAGACACCAACAACCAUAGUGUUUGAGAACUACAACGGCGGCAUGCCCUCAGUGACGACGGCCGCCACUCCCGUGCCCCAAAACAGCACGACCACGACGGCGCUAGUCAACAGCGAUGGGACCAUUAUUGAGUUCGAUGGGAAUACAUACGAGGAGUACCACGUGCUCAAGAGCGAGCCGGGCAGUAGCGACUGUCUGAGCAACGGCAGCAGUGCCGUGGCCGCGGACAUAAUCAAAUAUGAGCCACAGCAUGGCAGCACGGACGACGACAACGCCAUUCAAGUGAAGUACGAGGAGCAGAGCAUGGAUCAGGAUCAAGAGUAUGAAGAGUAUCAGGUGAUCAAAACCGAGGCGGAGGAAGAAGCGGAGCAGGCGGUACCCGGCACAACUACGUAUACGAUAACGACGACCACUCAUGAUGAGCUUAACGAUCAGACCAUAACCGAGACUGUGUCCAAUGUGGUAAACAACUCAGGUCUGCCAAAUAUACUGCCUAAGACAGCCAGCAACGUUGUCAAGCAGAAGCGUAAACGCAAGACGCGUGUCAUUGCCGAGGACGAACAGGGCGAGUACCUAGAGAAGAUGAGCGUGCGUGGUCUCGACAUUGCUCGCUACGAACACAUUAUCGAUGGUGUUGCCUACUGCCUGGUGUGCGCCAAAAAUGAUAUUUUUAAGACGUUUAAGAACAAGUACAGUUUCCAACGGCACGCCUAUCUCUUUCACGAGGGUCAGAACCGCAAGAUCUUCGCCUGUCCCAUCUGUAAUAAAGAGUUCUCACGUCCCGACAAAAUGAAAAUGCACAAGAAAGACAAGCACGGUGACGUGCCCAUGCCCGUGUCUACACAAACAACGCCAAACAAGCCGGAAGCGGGCACUCCGGGGGCCAAGCGUUCACGUACCUCCCGCACACCACGUUCACGCAAACCCAAGGUGGGCGACAGCACUACGCCUGCAACGCCCAGUGCCACGAAAAAGCGUCUGGCGCAAAUCGACCGUGUGCUGGACGAUGUGCAAAACUCUGACGUGGUGCCGGUGACGACGCAACAGACAGUUACGCCGCCACAGCAACAGCAACAACCUCAGCAGCUGCAGACGCUGCCCUCCCUCGACUUCAGCGGCAUGAUCCUACCGGGUGGAGCGCAACUGGCAUUGGCUAAUCCGGGGGCCAGUAGCACUAUGACCCUACAGCGCGGUUCCACCACGCCCAGUGGUACCCAGGCAGCGCAACCCACUACUACGCUCAUUUAUUCCAACCAGUUGGAACUGCAGCAGGCCCUGCUACAGCAACAACUGCACGGUCAGAGCAUCAUGAUUCAGGAUCAGGCGGGCAACCUGGUGCCUCUGCAGCUGGAUGGCACGCAGACGAUUUACGCAACGACUCCACAACGACCGCAGGCAACAACGGCCACAUAUCAGACGACAAGCCAACAGCAACAACAGCAGCAGCUUCAGCAGCAGUUGGUAGUGCAGCAACAGCAGCAGCAACAGCAACAACAGGUCCUUAAGGUGCCUACUAGUCAGCAGGCUCAGCAACAGCAGCCGCACUACGAGCUCGACAACGUGGCCUAUCUCACCUCGACGACGGCUGCUACGCCCGCCUUGCCAACUGCCGCAGAACAGCAGCAACAGCAACAACAGCAGCAGCAGCAUGUCAUCGGAACCGUGCAAAGCUAUCAGAUAUUGACGCCUGAUGGCCUGCAAAGCUUCCAGCCUAAGCUUGAGGCGACGGAGUUGGGUGACUUGUGUCCCUACUCGAUGAGCGCCACAGCCACUCCUCAGUACACGUUUACGACGCACGCGAGUGCACAACAGACAUUGAACGCGAAUGCGCUGGACACCCAGCAGCAGCAGCAACAUCAUCAGCAACAGUCGUCGGCGCAUCUGCAACAGCUUCAGCAGCAGCAGCAACAGUUUGCCCACAAUCCGCAUCAGCAAUUCAUGGAGCUGAAGAACGAGCUGCUCAUCAAGAGCAGCGAUGCUUAUGCGCUGGAUGCCGCCUCCAUGUACCACCUGCCCUUCUCGCCCACGUCGAUGAUCAAUGCGGUGAACGAUGUGAACACGUCGUCGCUGCUGGAAACCAAAGAGAUUAGCAGUGGCAACGACACCACCGCAAGCACCACCAGCGUCUGUGUGAACACCACCAAUGGCCUCAAAGUCGCCACCUCAAACGGCAGCAACAGCAGCAACAACAAGAAGGCACCUGUCAUACUGCUGACGCGUGGAAACGCUGGCAACAGUAACAGCAGCGGCAAGCCCCAUAUCCUGAAUGGCAAUAUCGGCAAUAAGUCUGUGGCAUCUUCGCCGCCAGCGGUUACAUUGCUGCGCGUCAACUCGUCGGCAACGAACACGACUGGACGCUGCCGUUCGACAAACACAGCCGCUCCUAAUGGCACCACCGUCAUCAUCACGCAGGAUGCCUCCAGUAUUUUGCAGCAGCAGCAGCAGCAGCAAGCAGCUCAACUGGAAGAACAGUUCGUUGAUGAUGAGGAGGACGAUGUCGAUAAUGAAGAUGACGAUGCGGCGGCAUUGAACGCACUCUCUUCCACAACUGCCCAAAUCCUGCGCAAGUUCCGCAUACCGAAGGGCACUGCGCUGACAGCUAAGCAGAGUGAGCAACUGCAGCAGCACAACAACUAUUUAGCUAUGCCCACACCCACACCCUCUCCACCUGCCAUGGGUGCGGCCACUGUCGAUGCAGCCACCUACAUUGAUGCUACCGAUAAUACGGAAGAUAUCAUCGAAGAGCUCAACGAGGAUGAUUUAGUCGAGGAGAUCAUCGAGGAGGACGAAGAUGAGGAGCCUCAAGAGCAAUUGGUGGCACAAAACGACAGUGAUGGCAUCCAUGACACCUGCAACACUGCCCCGACCGCAAUGACAACAGCAUCAGCCACCAUGUUACUGCCAACCCAGCAACAACAGCAGGAGCAACCACAGCAGCAACCGGCACUUCAAUUGCAAACGGUGGCCCCCAACGGCACUGUGACCUGCUUUAAUUUGCCACCAAAUACGAUAUUACUACAAUCACCGGAUGGCAGCAUUAUAGCAGCGACCACAGCGCCUCAUCCCAGCAAGGCCGGCCAUCAGCAACUCAUAGCGCUUCCCGAUUGGCCCUGCAAUGCGACCGCGCUGGGCGAGACGGUUGCGGCUCCACAACCGCAGCCAACAGCCCCAGCCACACAAACGCUGCUGCUCACUGCCGACGGAACUGCCAUUCCUAUAAUGGCGCAACAGCAACAACAGCAGCAGCAGCAGCAGCAACAACAAGCCGCAGCUGCGGCUGCCGCACAGCUCUUCGCUGCGUAGGGUUUAAUGGGUGGCCAAUUGGGUCGAUUUUUGAACAAUGCCACCAUUAUGCCAACCACUUAUUUCUUCUAACCGUAUUAAUUAAUUGAAGCACAAAGUUGGCCGCCUUGCAACAUGUGGCAUGUUGGAAAGCAACGCAACUUUCUUGCAUCCUAAAAUCGUAGAGUUUUUAUAUACUGCAACAAUUUAUUUUUAACUGGCAAGAAAAAAAUCGUCACAUUUGGCCACCGAAAAGCGUUGCUAACUUAAAAAGUCUUACUGAACAUUUAUGAAGAAACAUAGGAAAGUUAAGUUUAACUUACAAUUCAUAAAUUCAAUAUUACCAUUACCGUGCAUACUUCGUUGUUGUUGCACAUAACAUUUAUUUUUCUAUUGACCUAAAAUUUAUAUGUAACUCAUUAAGAAUGCAAAUUUUGCAAAUGUUGUGUGCAGUUUCUAAUCAAACGUUGUCUACACCCGCAAUAAAAGUGUUGUAAAGUAUCAAAUGUACAUUUUAUAUAAACAAUAACAUAAAAACGAACUAACUUAUUGUUAGCUAUAAGUCAUAUUGUUAAGUGGAAGGCAAAAGCAAAAUCGAUGGUUUAUCGAGAGACACCCGAACCCAGUUAAAUUUUUUGUCACCGUUAACAAAAGUUUGUACAGCGCAGGACAAAAAUAAUGUUAAGAUAUAGAACCUAGCUUAAUUAAAACUAUGGCAAUUAACUUUUCAUUAUGUAUUGAAACCACACUACUCGUAACAUUAUUUCCGCUUAAUUGCUAAAUAUGUACUAAAUACGAUAAUAACUUACUAUAUGAUUUUGUUCCUUUGCAUAACAAUGAAAAUGAGAAAGCAAAAAUCAACGCAAUCUUGUUGGCAACCAUUUUAUUUAAUGUAUUUCAUCUAGCAUUUUCGUAUUUCCUAACUAAGUCAGUCCACCCAUAACUUAUUCUGCUUGUUACUUUGUAUACAGCAAAAAACACUAGUUUUUAUCAUUGUUUAACGUGUUGUAUUUUUUCUAUGAAUAUAUAUAUAUAUAUAAUAUAUAUGUAUAUAUGAUAUUUUCAAUUUUGUUAUGCCAUUUAUAUAUGCGUUGAUUGCUAAACAAACCACAUAAUAAUAUUUAUCAUACAUAAAUACAUAUAUGAAAAGCAUUAAAGCGUAGCACUGACUUAAGUUGUUCUAAGCGGCACAUAGUUAAGCAAAGUAUUUUUUCAUAAAGCAACCAAGCAACUACUUAAGCAAAGCAGUUUAAGCCUUUAUAUUAUAGACACACUAUUAACCUUACUUGCGUGCAUACAAAUAUACGAGUAUGUCAUCAUCAAUCGAAGACAGAGGAUACAAGCACUUUUUUGUUUUAUGUAUAAACGUGAAUGAAAAAGUGAGUCAAACUUUUUGUAAGAUAAACAUUUAGUUUAAGACAAAAGCGAUGAAUCAAGCAAUUAAUUAAGAGACAUUAUUAGCAUACGUAUGUAUA